CUGGUUAACUGUCAAAACCCGCGCAACUCGGCGAGCGAGGGAAAAAUCGCAGAGUCGAAAAUACAACGAUAUCUUGUUGACGUACGCCCGCUUGUACGGUAUCGACAAAAAUAAUACCGCUUUCAGCUGUGAACCGCGACAAUAUUAACACAAACAAUUGUAAAUUAAACAUACAUUAUUUUUGUACGUUACGUAAUGUGCGCUAAAGUAUGAUAAAAACAGAAUGUGUUCAGUUUUAUCAUAAUAAAAAUAGUGUUGUGUGUAAAUUGUAAUAUUUCGAAUUAUGACUGUUUGAACACACGUGUAUGCUGUAAUCGAUUUGCAUCCAUAAUGUCACUGAAGAAAGAGUCCCGCACAGACGUGCAGUUCCACCUGGCCGCGCUGCGUGGAGACUGCGACAGGCUGCGGCAGCUGCUCGACACGGGGAAAGUGCACAUCGACUCCAGAGACAGGGACGGCACGACCCCGCUGAUCCUGUCAGCUGCGAUGGGUCACACGGAGUGCGUGCGCGAGCUGCUGGCGCAGGGCGCCGACCCGGCCUGCAGCAGGACGACAGGAACGAGUGCGCUGUUCUUCGCGGCGCAGGGCGGGUUCCUCGACAUCGCGCGACUACUGCUCGACGCGGGAGCCGCCAUCGACGCUCCUAGCAUGGACGGUGGCACACCGCUGUUCGUGGCGUGCCAGUGCGGUCACCUGCCGGUCGUCGACGAGCUCAUCCGGAGGGGAGCCAACGUCAACGCUUGUAUGAAGGACAAGGCGAGUCCCCUGUUCAUAGCGGCGCAGAACGGUCACGAGGAGGUGUGCCGCGCGCUGGUCCGCGCGGGCGCGGCGGUGGACGGCGCGCGCGCCGACCGCGCCACGGCGCUGUGGAUCGCCGCGCAGUGCGGACACCAACACGUCGCGCGACUGCUGCUGGCCGCCGGCGCUAGCGUCGACCAUGUGCGACAGGACGGAGCCACACCCCUCUUUAAAGCAGCGCACAAGGGACACGCCGCCGUAGUCGUAGAACUGCUCAAAUACAAACCAAACCUUGGAUUACUUCCCAAUGGUCAGUCGGCCCUCCACGGCGCCGCGAUGUUCGGUCAGAUGUCGUGCGUGCGCCUGCUGGCGCGGCGGUCGCAGCUGUCGCUGCGCAACUCGGCCGGCCUCACGGCGCUGCAGGCCGCCGCCGCCGCGCGCAAGCACGACGUCGCCGCCUACCUGCGCCGCCUGCAGCAGGAACUCGCGCACACAUGAUGUACACACUCUACUGCGGCCUCGCCGGCCUCUUGAACCUUACUGUCGCACUAGUUGGGAGCUGUCAUAUAGGUACUCAUUUUUAUUUUCAAUAAUAAAAAAUAUAGGUCGUUUUAUCCAGUUGGAAUGUAAAGUACAUUUUUAUACAAUGAAACAGCCUUAAAUGACAGCACCCAACUAACGGACGAAGCAUUUGUUAUAAAUCUCACUCGUGGUUAAUCGAUCUGCAUACAAUCUCGUAUUCCUAACUAUAGUUACUAAAACUGAAUAUUUUGUAUGAUGUACUCGCAGCCAUACUGGUAUAGCUUUACCCACUCGCCUUAUGCAAUACCUCACCUGAUACUGUAUAGAUAUACAUUCACCUUUGUAAACGGUAGUAACAUUACAAGAUUGGUAUUGCUACCGUUUACAGUAAACGUAAACAAGUUCGAAAUAAAAAUUGGGUUUAUUGUUGGUGCUGAUUUAGUCAAUAAGCGAUAUAUAAACAUGUUUUAAUUUAACACUAGUCAACUUGUCGCGGCCAUUACAGUUUCUGAUCUAGAAUAAAAAGAAAACUGACAAUGAAUCAAUUAAACGAAUACGUCAGAAGCUGUAGUUGGCCGCCUAACGUCUAUCACUGUAGCUUGUACGACAAGAAAUGUAUUUUUCAUACAAUCACAUACACAAGUAGUUGUAAGGUAACUACUGUUGUAUUGUUAUAGUACGUAGGCUAAGUGAAGUAUUUAUUUGUAUUAUAACGUCACCAUUUGUAAUGUAGUCGUCGCUCAAUUGUAUUUUAAAUUGUAUCAGAUUGUUUGUGGUAUUCUCAAUUAGGAAUCUCGUUUUAAUUUUUCGAGUAUUUUAAAAAUGAACUUACUUUGUAUUCGAUUUUAUGCUGGACUUAUAAUAGUGGUUCCUCUAACAACACAAUAGUUCCAUAAUGGUCAAUUAUUAAUAAAAUGGUUUAGGGAUAGCUCACCAAAUAAACAUGAUAUUAAACUCGUAACAUAUUACUACAUAGCAUACUAUGUGUCGGUCUAGUUGUAAGUUUCCACAAUGUUGUUAUGUUAUAAAGUAUGAACAGUACAGUUGAUUUUUUUUUAAUAUAAUGUUUUACUUAUAAA
Spodoptera frugiperda (fall armyworm) is the source of this 2339-nucleotide messenger RNA. RefSeq names its product ankyrin repeat domain-containing protein 29. The transcript is spliced from 8 exons. Gene Ontology annotation, molecular function: protein binding. The record is from RefSeq and is a predicted model, not a curated record. The coding region runs from base 331 to 1236 and encodes 301 amino acids. Lineage: Eukaryota; Metazoa; Arthropoda; Insecta; Lepidoptera; Noctuidae.